AUGGGUGGUGGUGGAAAGAUUCCGUACCCCAAGGAGGUGUGGUCCCCGGCUGGUGGUUGGUACUCUCGACCGGCCAACUGGAAGGCCAAUACCGCUGUCAUGGGCGCUUUCGUUAUUGGAGUUGCUGCAAUUGCCUUCAGCAUCAGCGCCGACCGUGAGCACCGUGACAAGAUGCCCGAACCCGGCCGCUUCUUCCCCAGCCGAUAG
This is a messenger RNA of Penicillium chermesinum, 207 nucleotides long. RefSeq lists its product as uncharacterized. The coding region runs from base 1 to 207 and encodes 68 amino acids. NCBI's taxonomy places the organism in Eukaryota, Fungi, Ascomycota, Eurotiomycetes, Eurotiales, Aspergillaceae. The transcript has 2 exons. The record is from RefSeq and is a predicted model, not a curated record.